Messenger RNA from Ipomoea triloba (trilobed morning glory), 2739 nucleotides. RefSeq names its product phosphatidylinositol 4-phosphate 5-kinase 6-like. Gene Ontology annotation, biological process: phosphatidylinositol metabolic process. The record is from RefSeq and is a predicted model, not a curated record. Bases 116 to 2449 code for a protein of 777 amino acids. The transcript is spliced from 7 exons. NCBI's taxonomy places the organism in Eukaryota, Viridiplantae, Streptophyta, Magnoliopsida, Solanales, Convolvulaceae. Gene Ontology annotation, molecular function: ATP binding; 1-phosphatidylinositol-4-phosphate 5-kinase activity.
UCGGGGGAGAAAUGGUGGUGGGUUUUGGUAUGAAGCUGUCAAUAGCAAUAGAAGGGGAGAUUGAUCUGGGUUAAGGGGCAUAAAUAGAGAAGAAGAGGUGGGGGUGGGAGAAAGAAUGAGCAAAGAACUGAGUGGCAUUGUGAAGGCCUUAGAUUUCACCAUAAGAAAAGCACAAGCAGUUGCCAAGAAGAAGAGAAGGGCCAUAUUAUCAAGGAUGUCAGUGGCCCAUGUGGAUGAUGAGCUUGGAAUUGAUACCCCAGGGGAGGUAUACCAUGCUGAGAAGGUCCUCUACAAUGGGGACAUCUACACAGGCCAGUGGGCAGAGAAUUGCCCUAAUGGGCAAGGCAAAUAUCUCUGGGCAGAUGGGUAUAUGUAUGUUGGGGAUUGGGUGAAUGGGAAGCCUAUGGGCAAAGGCAGGUUCAGUUGGCCCUCUGGUGCCACCUAUGAGGGCCAAUUCAAGAAUGGUUACAUUGAUGGUGAGGGCAUUUACACUGGCAGCUCCAAUGAUGCCUAUAGAGGGUUUUGGGUUUACAACAUGAAACAUGGUAGAGGCUCAAGGUAUUAUCCCAAUGGGGAUAAGUAUGUCGGGGAAUGGCGACGAGGGCAGCUAAACGGUCAAGGGAAGUAUCAAUGGAGCAAUGGGACUCAAUAUAUUGGGCAAUGGAGGAAUGGGAAGAUGUAUGGGAAUGGCACAAUUCUUUGGAGCAAUGGGAGUCGGUUCGAUGGGUAUUGGGAAGACGGUGAGCCUAAAGGAAAUGGCACGUUUCGAUGGGAGGAUGGGAGUUUGUAUGUUGGUAUUUGGAGUAGGGACCCUAGGGAGCAAAGUGGGACUUAUUACCCUUCAAGUUUAGAAACUAGCAUAUUCGAUUGGGAUCCUCAAGAAAUGUAUUUCCUCCAUUUGGUUGAAUGCAAGGUUGAUCCGGGCGAGAAGAUAACCGUGUUCCCUUCCCAAAAGAUGAUGAAUUGGCCUUGUGAGGGCAAAUUCUUGCAGAAACACCUCAUAAGCAAGACUCCUAGAGCUGCAAACCAGCCGGGGAUCAAGUCUGUGGAUGGAAGGCUCACCGGUGCAGAUGCUAAUAGUUUGGCUGAUCUUCGUCCUGACAUUGAUAAUGGCGUUUCUGGUUUAGAACGAGAGACCGGUGGUAGCUGUGGCGUUAGUGAUUCAGAUGCUUCAAGGGGGUCAAAACCGCUUUUCAGAAUCCAGCCCCCGAAGAGACAGGGCGAAACGAUAUCCAAAGGUCAUAGGAACUAUGAGCUUAUGCUUAAUUUGCAGCUUGGAGUAAGGCAUUCUGUUGGAAGGCCUGCUCCAGCUACAUCGCUUGAACUAAAAGCUACGGCUUUUGACACCAAGAUGAAGGUAUGGACCCGAUUUCCUCCAGAAGGAUCGAAGCACACGCCCCCCCAUCAAUCGUGUGAUUUUAAAUGGAAGGAUUACUGUCCCUUGGUUUUCAGGACAUUAAGAAAAUGUUUUAAGGUGGAUCCAGCUGAUUACAUGAUAUCCAUAUGUGGCAACGAUGCCCUUCGGGAGCUCUCGUCUCCUGGAAAAAGUGGGAGUUUCUUUUACUUGACCAAUGACGAUAAGUACAUGAUAAAGACGAUGAAGAAGUCAGAAGUAAAAGUGCUCUUAAGAAUGCUUCCCGCUUAUUACAAUCAUGUUUGUGCCUUCGAGAACACUCUCGUUACCAAAUUCUUUGGCCUUCACUGUGUGAAGAUGAUUGGACCGGCUCAAAAGAAGGUGAGGUUCGUUAUCAUGGGGAACCUGUUCUGCACCGAGUAUGUCAUCCAUAGACGCUACGACUUGAAAGGAUCUUCUCUCGGGCGCUUGACUGAUAUUCCCGCUGCAGAAAUUGAUUCUACUACAACCCUCAAGGACCUCGAUCUCAAUUUUAUGUUCCGGCUUCAGAAGGUGUGGUUCCAAGAGUUCUGCAGGCAAGUGGAUCACGACAGCGAUUUCCUCGAACAGGAGAGGAUCAUGGAUUAUAGUCUCUUGGUUGGUAUUCACUUUCGAGAAGUUUCACAAUCCGGAGAGCCGGUCAUCUCUGGUUCUCGAACUUCUGGUGUUCAUACGCCUUUUGCAGCGAAUGGAGACUUGGAAGGCGAAAACACAACGACCACCCCUACAAUUUCCCGAGCAGACAAGGAUCUCCUCGAUGAUCCUUCCAGAUGGGUGUCACUGAGACUAGGCGUGAACAUGGCAGCAAAGGCGGAAUUAACAGCGAGGAGAAGCAACUCCGACGUGCAUCAAACAGAACCAACAGGACAGUACUACGAUGUCAUUCUCGUCUUCGGGAUUAUAGACAUCCUGCAAGACUACGACAUAAGCAAGAAGCUUGAGCACGCAUAUAAGGCCUUCCAAUACGACGCUACUUCCAUCUCUGCUGUUGAUCCGAGGCAGUACUCACAGCGCUUCCGAAACUUCAUAUCCAAAGUUUUUGCAGAAGACAGCUGAAGGUACUUUCCCCACUGUUACUACACUGGCAAUCUUAGUUGUUUAAUGACGAACGAACAAAAACAAAAAAAACAAACAAUUUUGUAUCAUUAGCGAGCUUGAUCCCAUAGCGCGGUUUAGUGGCAUUGCAAGAUUUUGUUUGUUUGUGUUUCAUGUUGCAGAACUGUAAAACAGUAGUAUACAUACACAAGUCAGCAACACAUAUAGGUUACAAAUUUGUACACUGAGAAUAUUGUAACACUUAAGGUUGGUGCUAUUGUACAUGAAAAAAUAGAAGGGAAUUUGAAACU